Molecule: messenger RNA, 882 nt
Organism: Acanthosepion pharaonis
Lineage: Eukaryota; Metazoa; Mollusca; Cephalopoda; Sepiida; Sepiidae
Source: the annotation of a GenBank genome assembly
AUGUUCAUAUUUAUACUCGACCAGUUACAUCCUUUGAUUCAUUCCGUUCUUCUUUCUGAGUAUCUAUCUAUCUAUCUAUCUAUCUAUCUAUCUAUUUAUCUAUUUAUCUAUCUAUCUAUCUAUCUAUCUAUCUAUCUAUCUAUCUAUCUAUUUCAAUUCAGUCUAACUAUAUAUCUAUAUAUGUCUGCCUCAAUCUGUUUCUGUUUCUGUAUCUAUAUCUAUCUAUCUAUCUAUCUAUCUAUAUCUAUCUAUCUAUCGGCUAGCUACUUAGCUAGUUAUCUCUAUUUUAUCUAUCUAUAUCUUAUCUAUCAUGAUAUCCAGCCACCUUUUACGUAUUUAUCUAGGUCCCUUUAUAUCUAUCUAUAUAUCGCAGCCUCUUUGCUUUCUGUUAUCUAUCUAUCUCAUCUAUCUAUCUAUCUAUCAUCUAUCUAUCUAUCUAUCAUCUAUCUAUUUCAUAUCUAUCUAUCUAUCUAUCUAUCUAUCUAUCUAUCUAUCUAUCUAUCUAUCUAUCUAUCUAUCUAUUUCAGUUUUAUUCAUUCAUUCAUUCUAUCUAUCUAUUCAUCUAUCUAUCUAUUCAUAUUCAUCUAUCUAUCUAUCUAUUUCAUAUCUAUAUCUAUCAUUCAUCAUUUAUCUAUAUCUAUCUAUCUAUUCAUUAUCUAUCUAUCUAUUUCUAUCUUAUCCCUCUUUCUAUCUAUCUAUCUAUCUAUCUAUCUAUCUAUCUAUCUAUCUAUCUAUGUACCUAUCUCUCUCAGCUUCUACCUAUCUAUCACGGUCAUUUUCUAUCUCAAUUACCUUUUACGUAUUUAUCUCGGUCUCUUUAUAUCUAUCUAUCUAUAUAUCUGUCUAUCUGUCUGCCUGUCUGUCUAUCAAAAUCUGUCGUGA